CACAGAUCCUGGAUGAAGUUCGAACUGAAUUGAUCAGCGAGGGAUUUCAUCCUGGGAGAUCUCAUAGGCUUCAACCUCCAGGAUCUGGUUCGGCGGCUCAAGAAGAUGCUGCUGGUCUCAGGGAACUUUCAUGGGAAUGGGUUCCAUAUUCUAGAAGCUGCGCGAACACCAAAACUUGCGGUACUAGAAAUGAAGGUCAAGAGGAAAUUUCUAGUAGAAAGCAUGAUUCUACAGCUACGACGCUGGCACCUUCUACAAAAACAAAUGGUACAAGAACAUCUUCAACUGGUGAACAACAAGGAACGGAACUACCUGGUCCAUGUGGUCGUACAAAUUUUUAUACGACAUUCCAGCAACGUGAAAUAGCUUUCUGGAAACCGGUAAUGAAGGGUCGACUCGAAUCUCUUAUACGUCGAAACUGGAAGCAAUAUGUCGACCAUAGAGAACAACUACACAAGCAAGAAGAAAAUCGUCAACACAUUUUGGCUUCCGCGAACGCGCCGUCUAAUCCUCGUAUGAAUCCUCUAGGCGGUACAAGAGCACCAGCGGACGCGACGUCUAAUCCUCGUAUGAAUCCUCUAGAAGCUGGUACAGUAGUUGGUCCUCCUCCCUCUAUGCCUUCGCGUUCUCGAAGUUUUCUUCGUUCUCUGCAUCGAGCUCCGAAAUACGCUACUGAAGAAGAGGUUAUGACUGGUCCCCUAGGCUUGAAUUUCGUUAGCAGAGCAACAACGUCGUUCUUCUUGAACGGAGCGGAACUAACUUGGAAACUGCAGACGGGUGUGUAUAGGAGGUGGGAUCCGAGUAGUACUAGUUGUACUUCACGAUCGGUACAACAAGGCGAGGACAAUAGUUGCACGAGCGUAGACGUGGAUGUCGAUCCGGAUGAGCAUGAGAGCAGUUUUUCUGCGGAAACCAGAGACGGUCGGUUGUUGCAAAACAGUCUCAAAGAACUGGACUUGCAAAGAGGCGGCCGACGGCCUUCGAUUGGGGUCGAUAAGGAGAUACGAAAAAUACGAAAAUUGAGCAAGACACUGAAGCAAAGAUCCAAGAAUCGCAGCACUAAGCCAGGAGCUGGAGGUGCAGAUCUUAAUAAGGGUAGGUUAAUGGUGUUCUUGUUAGCGUUCGUUUUGCCUUUCUGAAGAGGGAACAAAGGCAUAACGAACGGGGUAAAGGAACACCAAAAGCCUACCUCUAAAGAGGAUCAAGUCAAAACAGUCAAGCUUCCACAGAAAGCGAAGUUUCGAAUCCGUACGGCUCUAUCCGGGUCUGGAAAAUUGAUGAAAGACGUGACGCGCGACUUGCUGGACAGUUUGGCUUCAGUCGCAUUGCCAGCGAGCGGAGAGGACGAGGGAUCAUACGCCGGACGAGACGCGUGGUCUUCAAACAUGCAUACAACUUCAACAGUAGGAGAAGCAUCACUUACACUUCUGGACGAAGAACAUGACGUCCCGACAUGUUAUAGUACGUUUGGCGCCAUCAAAUCUUUGUCCUCGGAGAUGGAAAUAAAGAAAUCUAGUUCUACUGAAAACCUUUGCUCUGGAACUACAACUAGUACUGCAUCUGGGAAUGGAACACUUCUCACUGUUGCCGAGUACACAAAAAAUUUCACAAGAAAAACAAGCAGUAGCAGAACCUUUAUAGAUGAUUGUCAUGUUGACGAAAGCGACUCCUGUUUGACGUACCAAGACAAGAAGAAUGAAGAAAUGAUCGUUCAACUACAAAGAGAACAAAGAAACGCUGCCAACAAAAUCCGUGCUGACGAAGAAGUCUACCGUAAGACUGCUGAAUUCUUCUUCUGGAGACCACUUGCUACUCGUGGGCAUCUGUUGGAGAGAAUGAAGUUAAUGGUGAUGCAAGACGAGGAUAAAGACGAAGGCGCGAAAGACGACAGCUCCGAUCACAUGUUCGGAGAUGGGAGUACACCGGAAAUCAGUUCCUCCUGUGGUCAACAAUCAUCUCUUGGGGGCUUCUCUAGUAGCGGAGAGGACGAGAACAAAAUAGAUGUGCGACACCAGACAACUAGUGCAGCUGAGAUGAAACAGAAAGAGAUGAAGGCAGCAGCUCCUGGCAAUCUGAAUCUUGAAGUAGACAGCAACAACGACCUUCAACAGUCCACAACAACUGCCUGUAGUUCGUCCCCAGCCAUCACCCCUUCCGCCAGAAAACAGCAUCUUCACAUCAAGCACCAGGAGGAACAACUAUGUGGAGAGCUGUUUGGGACAUCGGAUUUUGAGCGGGAAAAUGAAAACCCGGAUGAUUUGGAGUUGAGUCAUCGACUCGCCGCAGUCAAGCGUGGAAUUGUUGACCCUCUCUUCCAUUCGUCGCUGUCUUCAUUCUGCUCGGGAAUUCCUGCGUCGGAUAUGCGGCUAUUGCAUCACUUUAGUCAUAGAGAGGAGGUGAAGCAACGUAAUCAUGUUGCAGGUGCUCUGAACCACAACAACAUGGGCAACAUGGCAUCAAGUGACAGUAGUACUAGCAUUACGACUUCCCCUAAUCCAUCUCCGGAAGCAUCGUAGCGACGUUUUCAAGGGGAAAACAGUCUCGUGAUGGACUUGCUGGAGAUGGAUUCGGGUGAGCUCUAAAAAUAACAGCUGUCGCGUUGCUCCAGGUAGUUCACCUCAAAUGGAUGUUUUGUCCCUGGCAGAACUUUGCGAGACGAGACGAGGAACAAAAAAGAGCGCUCAAACUACUAGGACAACUCCACUAGUAUCUUCUGCACAUAAUCCACAACAAGACAGACGAAGUCCAACGCUAGAGGAAUGGAAACAUUUGCGACAACAUGAAGGAGAAAAUGACGUCGAUAAUUAUAGUGAGCUACUUCUACAACAAGUAGACAGGAGAGGUAGUACGACUACUUCUACACCCACCUCCCAUGAUCUUCCUCAUCUCCAGCCAAUAAAGUGGCGCGCUUAUGUCAUGCCUUGGUCCUGGAGUUUGAGUGGGAACAUGCUGUGCAAAUCUUGGGUACCUGACGAGAUGGCUCUCAUAUUAGUACCGCUGGAACAAAAGCCAGACUCCCAAUAUGCCUAUGAGCAGCAACAUGAGGAACAGAUGGUUUUGAUAUUUCGACGCGAGGUGGAAGCCCCCGAAGGACAAGGAGAGUCGUCUGGUCUCAGUGUGGGUGCCGGACGUCAAAUCCAUGAAGCGACGAUAACAAGCGGACGAGUACAAUCAUCUCAUUCUGGCACUAGCACUGCGCCAGCACAAUCCAGCAUCCCCAAGAACAUGAACGGUUGGUUUACUGGCAAAACUAGUCGAACAAGUUUCGAAGACCACCACAACAACUACAUACAACAAGAGACAAGCGCGACAGGUACUAGAACAAGCUUUCUCGCUGGUAGUCGUGGUGGAUAUGGAUCUACGUCAACUUGUCGUGACCCUCUAGCAGAUAGUUCGGAAAGUUUAGUGGCACAAGCCAACCGGGUGCGAGAAACAGGCGCUCCUGCGCCACCAGCUCAGCAACUAAGCGUAGCUCAAUACUUUUCGUUCAAGCGACAGAUGAUAGUCGCCGACCUGAGAGUGGAAGCCCUGAACUGGAAGCAAGCGGUGCUGGCCAAGAAACACGCGAAGAUUUUGAGGGACAUGCACUUGAGAAGGCAAAGCAUCAGGGAUAUGCGCAUUUGUCGGCAGUCGCUUAGAAUGGGUACAGCAGCUGUGUCAGAAGAUCUUGGUGGAUCAUCUGGAUCUACGACGGCACGAACAAGUCAACCUGUUGAAGACCAAGAGGGAGAGGAAAAAGAAAAUGAAGGAACAGGUGCUGGACGAACAUCAACUUUAACUGCCGGCACUAGUGGAGAUGCAGGCGCAACGCCGGAAAGUGUAAAAGAGAAAAUUAUAGGUGAAGGAGAAGAAGGAUCGCCAGACCCCAUGGAGGGCGGCGACUGGUCGAUGGAGAUGCAGUUGAUGUCAGCACGACCUUCGGCGUUUUUUACUCCUCCUUGUAUGUCUGGUAUGGGCAGCAAAGGUAAACAAGAGGAAAGUGCUGGAGCAGUUGAGAAGGAACGCCGUCUACGACGUCAAACUAUCACGUCGUCGACAACGGAUCUGCAUCUACUCCAGCACAAAAGAAGUUCAUCUUCGCUCAGUGCCCGCCGACCACCACGCAGAAAAACAAGCACAACGACCGCUAGUACACCGUCAACGAGGACAUUGUUCACAGGAGAAAUGAGCGACAACAUUUUUGGCUCUUCUGAGGAUUAUGAGAAUCUCCAGUCUUCCAGUGGUCAUGCAGGAGUACGAAGUAGAGAUCAGCAUUUUUAUCUUCUCCCUGGUGUCGAUGAAGAAUACGACGAAUCAGCAGAGCUUACAGCCAGUAUUGCUGAGCAAAUGGCACAGUUGAAGGAGAGCGAGAGACGACGCGAUUUGUUGAGCAAGAAAUUACUCGAUUGUAAGUUUGCUAGCAGCCUCAAAAAACACGAAGCGGAAGAUUUACGAGCCGAAUACGUAGAAAAACUGGAGAAGGAACAGGCAGCGCGUGAAGCACAGAGAAGAGCGGAGAUCGAACAAGAACGGUUAGCGCAGGAAACUGAACUACGACGUCAGUGGGACCGACUUUUCCUAGUAGCUGCUGUUUUUGCAGUAUUUUUCUUUUUGGCAGUAAUGCUCACAUGGAUGUGCGUUUGUGCGCGUGCGUGUAGGGGAGCGAAGGACGAGGACGGUGACGAAAAUCACAUAGUUAUGGAAGAUAUCGAUCAUGUGAUCGGAAGUGUCUCACAGAUUUGCUGUGUCGUGAUAUGGAAAAGUCCAUAUCGGGAUAACCGUAAUUGUCAAUCACUACGACCCGUCCCCUUCUAAUCUACGCAGACGACCGCGGAGCUCAACAUCGAGCACAUCCGAAUCUUCAACAUCUGAUGGGGAGCAGUCAUCCGAGUUUGACUUAGCUCAGAUGUCCUCGGAAGAACUGCAGCGACUGACUAAUGCUACUUAUGAGGCUCUGCAAGCGAAAAGAGGAGUUCCUGCGACUCCUACAGAGGUUGACGUAGAUGUUGAGGGCACCCCUUUUUUGGGAAAAUCAGAACAGGUUGAUGUAGACGGCAACAAUUUGGGAGCAGUAGUUGGAACAAGAAAUGAGGAAGAAGAAAUCGGUGCACAACAGGGCAGCUCGUCCUCCACCAUGGUCCUAACUGAUGAAUGAACAGAACCACGUUUACGAUUGUAGUUGUAGAGACACAAGAACUAGUACUUAGACCAUUUUCAUUUUCCAUCCGCUAACUAGGAACAUUGAAUACACCACGCAUCGAUUUGUUUACCGCCUUACCGGACACAGUCUAUUAGAUUUGAAAGUCUUGAUUCAUUCUUUCUAGCCACAUCUGUUGAUUGCGCAAAACAUAAAGACAUACAUCUACAGCUCCGUGCAAAAUAUAGAAACGAUAUUUCUGGUGGUGUAACGCUCCAAGAAACAGAACAUCAUGAAUUAUGGUUUUUGUUUUACUUACUACAAUUAGAAUGAAUCAAUUAGAUUUUUUCAAAGCCCUGCUAGUGCUACUAGAAGGCAUCAUAAUUUUCUUCGUUUUUUCGAACUCCGAUGUUUUCGUUGCGUAAUCAAGUACUUACUUGAAUACAAUGGUUGCUUACAACCUCCAUGAAACUCAAAUAACUACCGUCGAUGCUGAUACGAUCAAUGUUGCUUGCCCAUGCAUGAGCAUUUGUCUUUGUGCCAACACUCUUCUGCGAAAAUCCAUGUUGAACAUGGGACCUGACGACAAAUAAUUUUGACGUUCUUUUUGUCACUUCUCAGCUUCAUAGAUGACUGCGGAAGCGAAUAAAU
Molecule: messenger RNA, 5767 nt
Organism: Amoebophrya sp. A25
Lineage: Eukaryota; Dinophyceae; Syndiniales; Amoebophryaceae
Source: the annotation of a GenBank genome assembly